Messenger RNA from Puccinia graminis f. sp. tritici CRL 75-36-700-3, 591 nucleotides. RefSeq lists its product as uncharacterized. The transcript has 6 exons. Gene Ontology annotation, cellular component: membrane. The coding region runs from base 1 to 591 and encodes 196 amino acids. The record is from RefSeq and is a predicted model, not a curated record. Gene Ontology annotation, molecular function: amino acid transmembrane transporter activity. Lineage: Eukaryota; Fungi; Basidiomycota; Pucciniomycetes; Pucciniales; Pucciniaceae. Gene Ontology annotation, biological process: amino acid transmembrane transport.
AUGCCGAUGUUGAAAUUAGAGAACGGUCAAGACAAGGGCGUAACGCCGGCCGGUGGCCACGCUAUGUAUAAUAAGUUUAUCCCACACCCGAUGCCUAAACAAAUUUCCUCGUCUUCCGAGGGGCGGGAGGGGACGCUGUCCCGCAAGAAAGCGCUAAAAAAUUAUGCCGUCUUCGGAUCCAUUCCGAAGUGUGUAUGUAAUGCCGUCUUCGGAUCCAUUCGCGCUUGUCCGACAGCAUCCGCUUAUCAGAUGACAAUGAUUGCCAGACCGCUCCAGUAUGACACCGAGCCGCAUAAGGACAACCCUAGAUCUCGCGAAAACUUGGCUGUAAACGUGGAUAUCUUACCAUUUGAAGAGAAGAAAGAGGACGAUGGCAUGUCAUCGAAUGGCUCCGCGGAUGCGUCGGCACAAGUUCAAAGGAAACUGAAGCAACGUCAUAUUUCGAUGAUUGCGGUGGCGGGCACAAUAGGCACGGGUUUGUUUCUAGGAAGUGGCCAGUCGCUUCGCCAAGCCGGUCCUAUUGGUACUCUACUCGGCUAUAUCCUGAUGGGGGCUGUCGUAUUCAGCAUGCAAGUCGCAUUGGUCAAUUAA